AUGGGACUUCCAAUGUAUGUUUCACCGUCUCUUCCGAAGAGACAGCUCCCGCCAAAACAACCACAGUCACCUUAUGAAGAAGUCGACUAUUCUGAAGAUUUAUAUCAAAAUUCCAGAACGAGUGCAUACGGUAAUCGUCGUUACAUAAUUCGUCGACCAUAUGCAGGUGGUGAAUAUUAUACGAGGGGCGGAGUUAAUAGUAGUGAUUUUUAUAGUUCUUCGGAGGUAAAUUUGACUGACCGACAACCGAUUACAGAGAUUUCAGAGUGGUCUCACCUAAGGGAUCCUAGUUCACAAACGCCACUUCAAAACGAACAGCUGCGACCUCAAAGGAUAAGAUCUUCUUCGUUGCCAUAUAACAACCUAGUCCAAAGGUUAGGCAACCUUCCUCACCUGCAUCGUACAAGAGAACCGCAAAUCACGUCUUCGGGUUUGGCUUCCAGACGCGGAAUGCAAUUACAGUCGGCGCAGUUAAUACGCGCAGCACAACAACAAGCACUACAGCAGGUACUACAGGCACAGCAAGCACGAGCACAACAGGAUUCAUCGAAUGCAUCGGCACCUAGCGAUGGGGUGAGAAAUGGCGAUUCGUCGGAAGAAACGAAUGAAUCAAAUUCCGACGAUUUGACUGCCAUAAAUCCUCGUCCGACGGAAUUACCCUCAAAUAGUGCACCAAGGGAUAAUAACCACAUAAGUAAUAACGUCACGAAUAACGCAGUGUUAGAUAAUGUUUUCAGACGUGUAAAUAUAUUUCGUCAGCUUACUCAUGAUAAUCGUAGCAUUAGACCUGGAUCUAGAAAUCACAGGAGAGACGCAUUGACAAGGGAAGGCUUCAUUCAACGCGGGAUAGACAUGCCGCCCAUACCACCGUUGAUUCGUGUUUCCGGUCCUUACAUACCGCCGACCUUUCCUUCGGAAGUUCCCGAAUCAUUACCACCGUUACCGCCGUUACCGCCGUUACCACGGCGUUUAAGGCACAGCGUUCGAAGGGGUAACGUUAUCAAUCCAUACGAUUCCAGAUCCAACUUUGGUGAAGAAUUAAUUGAAAGUUAUGACAUUGGUCACUUUAUUGACGAUGAUUUGGAAUCGUCUACCGAACGUAGUCACACUUCUCACAUACUGUCACCAAUACCCAGACGAUACGACCCGACGACGCUGACAGCAUCCUUUGCAAUGAUAUCUCCUAAUGGAAUGUUGAUGGAGAAUAGGGAAAGGAUAAAUGUGGACGGUGAGAUGGAUGGCAAUAAUGUCACCCGGAGGGAAAUUCCAGAAGGUUCAUCCUCUGGGGAAGUUUGUUAG
This is a messenger RNA of Acaulospora colombiana, 1299 nucleotides long. The record is from the annotation of a GenBank genome assembly. Lineage: Eukaryota; Fungi; Glomeromycota; Glomeromycetes; Diversisporales; Acaulosporaceae.